Molecule: messenger RNA, 4106 nt
Organism: Cuscuta europaea
Lineage: Eukaryota; Viridiplantae; Streptophyta; Magnoliopsida; Solanales; Convolvulaceae
Source: the annotation of a GenBank genome assembly
GUGAGAAUUUAGAGCCUUCGGCCAGGGGGCCGAAGGCACCCCUGGCGCGUAGUGCGGGCUGCUUGGCACUCUGGGCGCUGUGAUUUGGGCCUGCUGGGCCUUCUGGGCCUGUUGGGCCUUCGCUGGAGUAGUAGGAGUCUGUGGGUCGGGGGUUCCCGGGCCAUAUACUCCAUCAGGAGUCCCUCACUCCUUUUGCCGAAAGGUACUUGAGGGAAAAGGAGUAAUUUGUGCUUGCCCUUUGAUGUUGUCCCGUCAUGAUCUCUGAAGUUGGUGAGGAGUUGUUGCUUUUAUGUCCCUGCCGAAGGCAGUCCCUCAGUUACCCACAUGUCGGGACUUGAGGGCUUGCCUUGUCGUUUGUUGGAAUUUCACUGAUUUUGUAAUUUAAUGAUUUUCCCGAGGGGGUCCUCCAGUCCCCCACUCCUUGAGGCACUUGUAAUGUGGUGAAAAGGAGUAAAGUAGUUACGUUGCUGUUGUGGGCCGAAGGCUGACGCUUUUCGUUUCAUUUUGGGGGGAUGCCUCGUUAAAAACCUCAUUAGGAAAAACCCUGGGGAAAAAAUCCUAAUGAGGGAAAAAGAGUGCACCGAAUUCCCCCAAUGAUGAAUCGAAAAUGUGGAACCUUGGUCAAAAAUGGAGAACAACGGUAAUGCCGAAGGCUCUUCCUUGUUCUGAGGGCUCAUGUGUUGGUUAGCCGAAGGCUUGCUGUUGAUGUCCUGGGUGCGCCGAAGGGGAGCCCCUCAUUCUGGGGAUCGAGGGCACGCUGGAUGAGGGCUGCAGUGGAGUUGUUACCGGGUGGUCCACUGUUUGUUGAUUAGUUGGUGAUGAAGAUACCCGAGGGCUCCCAUUACAUGUGUGCCAUGGGUCACCCGUCAAUGAGGCAACUCCCCGGGGGCUACCCGGUUUUGCAGUGCUGAGGGGGAAUCCCCGAGGGGUGCCCUGAUAUGAAGCCUUGGGUUUCUGAAGGGGUGAUCCCGAAGGCAUCUGCUAUGGGGCUGUGUGGGGCACAACUCGGGGGCGUCUCUGGGUAAGUGUACCCGGAGGCUAUCCUUGAUGGAGUGGGGUGAAGUAGAAAACCCGGGGGCUUCCAGAAUAUAGCCGUUGGAAAUAUAGCCGUUGGAAAUAUAGCCGUUGGAAUAUGUAACGUCAGGUUUUUAGCCGUUGGGGGGGGGGUACACGUGGUGUGUGAUGGCUGGCUGUCCGUGGGCGGCAUCACUGGUUGGGCGAAACGCGGCGUGUGAUGAUGGCGUCCAUCCGGAGGCCCAGUUUUCGGGCCCAAGCCCGGACUCGGGGGUCUAUAAAUACCCCGGAUCCAGAGCCAUUUCUUCCUUACGCGUCCAAAAAUCCAAAAAUUCUAGAGAGAGAAACUCAAGCCCUCGGUCAUAGCACUUUCAGAGGUUAGUUCUCCCUUCGCUCCUCAACACUUUUUGUAAGUUCCGCCCUCUGGCCUUAGUUUAGGGUUAGGGUUCUGUAGAAAUCCUUCGAAACCUUAGGCACAUUUUGUGGCAAAGAAUGUCGUCCGAGAGCGAUUCCCAAAAUAUCUCGAGGGAGCCCUCGAUUGAGGAUGAGGUUGCUUCCGAUGUUGAGUCAAGCAGCAGUGCGCCCUCGGUUGCCGAUGACGAAGCCGUGGCCUUGGAGUUGCAGAAGGCCCUUGCUGCUGAAGUGGAAGCCGAGGGCUUCGAACAGGAGUGCGAAGAUGAAGAACUAGCCCUCGCGUAUCAGGUGGCGGAGGACGAAGCCCAAAAGGAGGCGAUGACGGUCACUGUUGCUGUGCCACGCCCUCGGACUGACUGUGGUGAGCCUAGUACCUCCAGGCCGUUGGACCCGACGCCUCUGAGAAUAGCCCCCGGCAAAAAGAAGAUGAAGUCGCAGAGGGCUGCCCCCAAGAAGAAGGGUGUUGCCGCCGGUGUUGGGGGGCCUGUUGAAAUGCCAGAGGGGUAUACCUGGCUAAACACCGAAGCCCUCGAUAUCAAGUCGAAGGCGGACAGGGCUGACUUGUACGUCACGCAGCUGCACGUUGGGCCCUCGGCCGUAGUGGUGGAGCCAGGCGUCGACGAUCUGCUGUCCAGGCCACCCGAGGGAUGCAUUGCCGUCCACAUUCGGUCGGUGUCAAUGGGCCUCCGGUUCCCCCUGCACCCAUUUCUCCGGGAGUACCUCAGGUUUGUUGGACUCAUCCCCUGCCAACUUACCCCCAACAGAUAUUCAUACGUUGCUGACUUCCUGCACCUGUGCCGGACGAGGGAUGUUACCCCAAGCUUGGACCUCUUCUUCCAAAGCUUCAACUUGUGCCGAGGGGGGCACGCGAAUGCCGAGGGCUUCGCCAAUUUACAGCAGGUAGCAAAGUUCAAGCUGUUUACCGAGGCGCCCUCGUCCAAUAAGGGCUGGAAAGACAGAUGGUGCUACGUCCGACUGGCCGAGAAUCCCUUCCCGAGGGAGCUACGGGACCGCUUUCGGCGCCACGAGAGGGUGGGGAGUGAUGCCCUAGAGAAGGAUGGCUUGAAACUCGCCAAGAUUCCGGAGGGCAAGACGAAGGUCGUGACGAUCAAAGAAUGCACUUUUGAGGAAGACUUGCAUGCCAUCGGGUUCCAACGGUACCGGUUCAUCGGGGAAAUAGAUGAGAAGUACCCCGUCUUCACUGAGGCCUUCGGGGGAGCAAGAGGUAGGCUACGAGGGCCCUUAUUCUCCUACUUAGGCACUUUCAUUUUGCAUCCCGAUAGUUGUUUGUGGUAUGAACCCUUCGGGUUAAUAUUCUCUUUGCUUUGUUUUGCAGGUAUGGAGGCUCUCUUCGCAAUGAAAAAGAAGAAGGAGAGGGCGCAGGCCCAGAAGAAGCAGAAGACGGAGCCCUCGGGUCAAAAGCCCAUUGAUGAGGUUUUCCCGAAGGAGACCGCAAAACCUUCAGUUGCUGCUGCUCCUGCUACUGCGGCCGGGGGGGCGAAGGCUGAUGUGGCAGCCAAGAAGAAAAAGGGGGGCAAGGGGGUGGAGCCCCCGAUCAAGAAGCAGAAGGUUGCCGGGGGCACCAUUGAGAAGGCGGCCCCCCUCAUAGUACUCGAUGAUCAGCCCUCCGCUGACCCCCCGGCAAUUGAUACUCCGAUGGCUCAAACAGACCUUCCCCCGGGGAACCUGCCUCGGGAGAUUAUUCGGCUCUCCCUCGCUCCGGGGGCAUCUGUAUUGCACGGUUCAGCCGAGCCGAUGUCUUUCCUGAGGGGGAUUACCUCGAUGAUGGACAAAGAAGCCCUCUCCACCUAUAACGAUGACGCCCUCGAAGCCAGGGCCCUUCGAUCAGCUCUGACUGCUUGUAUAACCUUCGGUGAGCAGGCCCGAAGGCGAGAGGAGUGGUGCCGUCAUAAGGCCGAGCUAGAGAAGUCCGUGAAGGAGCUGAUUCACGACAAGGACGCUGCCCUUCGGGAGGUGUGCAAGUUGGAGGACGCCCUUCGGCAAGCGGAGCUGCGGCUGAAGGAGGCCAGAGAUGACGGGAUAGCCGAGGGCAGGGCUGAGGCCGAGAGGGUUUCGGCCGAGGGGAGAAAACAAGCUGCCGAGGACGCCGAGAAGGCCAAGGCUGAAGCUGCUGCCAAAGCCCGAGAAGAGGCCAUUGCUGGGUUCACCUCCGAGGGCUGGAAGGCUGAGGGCCAGAGCGAGUGGGUGGCCUCUGUGGUGAAGGCCUCGAUCGAGGAGUGGGUGAGGGGCCCCGGGCUCGACUGGAUGAAUGAGAGGGGUGACACCUACUAUCAAGCUGGCGAGUUCUUCACCCAGCACCUGGUUUACCGGAGGCUCGCCCGGCAUUUUGUCACCUCCCUGGAUGAGUUCAACCCCUUGGUGUACGGCCUCCCCCCGUUGCAGCCAGAUGUGCGGGUCCCCCUCCCCGAGGGAAAAGAGCGCCCGGUGAUUCAUGAUUCCAUGAUGAUGGGCGUCGAUGAUGAUGCCGAGGACGCCACCGGGACGGAGGUUACCUCGAAGCCAUCGGGGGAGGGUGCCCCCGGGAAUGAUGUUGUUGAUGUGUAAUAUGCGCUUAGAAAUCUCUGAACACAUUUUGUAAUGAAUAACUUUGAUCCUUCGGCUUCGGCCUGUUUGUAAUUUCACACUCACUCUUGUUUUUGAUGAAUGCAUGCUGCCUC